AUGGCCGCGAAGUCGGAUGGAGCGGCGGCCGCGGCCGGCCCGGGGCCCGAGGGGCCGGCGGGAACAGCUCGGGGCGGGGCGGGAGGGCGCGGGGAGGUGACGACGGAGAUCGCGGGCCCGGGACCGGCGGCGGCGGGGGGCCCGGGGCCGCGCUACGAGCUGCGGGACUGCUGCUGGGUGCUGUGCGCGCUGCUCGUGUUCUUCUCCGACGGCGCCACCGACCUGUGGCUGGCGGCCUCCUACUACCUGCAGGGUAACAGCACCUACUUCGGCCUCACCUUGCUCUUCGUGCUGCUGCCCUCGCUGGUUGUGCAGCUGCUCAGCUUCCGCUGGUUUGUCUACGACUACUCGGAACCCGCGGGGACCCCGGGACCCGCCGUCAGCACCAAGGACAGCGACGGAUCCGCCAUCAGCACCAAGGACAGCGCUGUCGCCUUCCGGACCAAAGAAGGCAGCCCGGAGCUGGUCCCCCGGCCCGCGCAGUCCUCGGCCAGCACCUACCGCCGACGCUGCUGUCGCCUCUGCGUCUGGCUGCUGCAGACCCUCGUUCACCUCCUGCAGCUCGGCCAGGUCUGGAGGUACCUGCGAGCCCUGUACCUGGGGCUACAGAGCCGCUGGCGCGGGGAGCGGCUGCGGCGCCACUUCUACUGGCGGAUGCUGUUCGAGAGCGCGGAUGUAAGCAUGCUUCGUCUGCUGGAGACCUUCCUGCGCAGCGCGCCACAGCUGGUGCUGCAGCUCAGCCUGCUGGUUUACCACAACCGAGAGCCAGACCUACUGACUGCCCUCUCCAUUUCUGCCUCCCUUGUGUCCCUGGCCUGGACACUGGCAUCCUACCAGAAGGUACUGAGAGACUCGAGAGAUGACAAGCGGCCCCUGUCCUACAAGGGUGCUGUAGCCCAAGUGCUGUGGCACCUCUUCACCAUUGCAGCCCGAACCCUGGCUUUCGCCCUCUUUGCCAGCGUCUACAAGCUCUACUUUGGCAUUUUCAUCGUAGCCCACUGGUGCAUCAUGACCUUCUGGGUUAUCCAGGGUGAGACAGACUUCUGCAUGUCCAAGUGGGAAGAGAUCAUCUACAACAUGGUGGUGGGGAUCAUCUACAUCUUCUGCUGGUUCAACGUCAAGGAGGGCCGCAGCCGCCGCCGGGUGACCCUCUACUAUUGCAUCGUGCUGCUGGAGAAUGCAGCGCUCACCGGCUUCUGGUACUCCAGCCGGAACUUCUCUCCCGAUUUCUACUCUCUCAUCCUGGUCUGCGUGGUGGCCUCCAGCUUUGCACUGGGCAUAUUCUUUAUGUGUGUCUAUUACUGUCUCCUGCAUCCCAACGGGCCCAUGCUCGGGCCCCAGGCACCAGGCUGCAUCUUCCCUGAAGCUCCGGGGCCCUGUGCCCCUCCAGCUGAUGCCAUCACAAGUCCACCAAGAUCGCUGCCAAGGACUACAGGCACUGAGCGGGAUGGGGCCUCGGUGGGAGGUGAGCGAGCCGGGACCCCUACACUGCCUGUCUUCCAGGUGCGACCUGGCUUGCCUCCCACGCCAGUAGCUCGCCCCUUGCGGACAGAGGGGCCUGUCAUUCGGAUUGACUUGCCUCGGAAAAAGUACCCAGCUUGGGAUGCUCAUUUUAUUGAUCGCCGGCUCCGGAAGACCAUCCUGGCUUUGGAGUAUUCUUCACCUGCCACACCUAGGUUGCAGUACCGGAGCAUGGGCACCUCCCAGGAGCUGCUAGAGUACGAGACUACAGUGUAG
Messenger RNA from Arvicola amphibius (Eurasian water vole), 1737 nucleotides. RefSeq names its product XK related 7 (gene Xkr7). The record is from RefSeq and is a predicted model, not a curated record. Gene Ontology annotation, biological process: phosphatidylserine exposure on apoptotic cell surface; apoptotic process involved in development; engulfment of apoptotic cell. The transcript is spliced from 3 exons. Bases 1 to 1737 code for a protein of 578 amino acids. Gene Ontology annotation, cellular component: plasma membrane. NCBI's taxonomy places the organism in Eukaryota, Metazoa, Chordata, Mammalia, Rodentia, Cricetidae.